AUGGGAGCCUAUACAUCAUUUGUAUAUGUUGAUGAUACCACGAAUUUUUCAGCUGGUCUUGGAUAUGUUAAUGGUGUCUGGCAUGUAAUCAAAGGGAUUACAUGUAUUGGUGGUAUAUAUGGUGCAAUCACGAAAAAUGUAAAAUUAGUCCAUCUUCUUGCAGUGGUAAUUACUGCGACCGCAAUGAUUCAUUUAGUCUUUGGUACUGGGCUCAUUGUUUUAGGGAUCAAAAAUCAAGAUGGACUUGUAGAUCUUUGUCUUCAAGGAAAUUCAACUCAAAAUAUGUUUCCAAAAAACAACAACAAUUCUACUGUCUCAGAUGAGGAUUAUUGUGAAAGUAUUGUAAAUUUGUAUCUCUCAAUUUUUAUUACUAUAACCAUAAUUUCAGUUGUACUUACGUUUUACUUUGCCACUGUCGCAUACCGUUAUCGAGAUGAACUUGAUGAAGAACGAAAAGAAAAAUUGAAAUCUGAAGAUAGACCUAGUGAUCAUCCUCCAAGAGGAAUUUCUACUGAUGUUUAA
Molecule: messenger RNA, 522 nt
Organism: Diversispora eburnea
Lineage: Eukaryota; Fungi; Glomeromycota; Glomeromycetes; Diversisporales; Diversisporaceae
Source: the annotation of a GenBank genome assembly